Molecule: messenger RNA, 672 nt
Organism: Penicillium robsamsonii
Lineage: Eukaryota; Fungi; Ascomycota; Eurotiomycetes; Eurotiales; Aspergillaceae
Product: CIA30 family protein
Exons: 2
Coding region: 1-672 (223 amino acids)
Biological process (GO): NADH dehydrogenase complex assembly
Source: RefSeq, a predicted model, not a curated record
AUGGAAUACUCUACGAAUAAACAAAUACUUUUUGGUCCAGAUUGGGACAUCAAUCACUGGUCCGCUUCCGACGACCGCGUUCGUGGUGGAUCAUCUAUAUCGAAACUCGAGCCUACCAAUGAAGGGGUAAUUUUUCACGGCAACCUCGACAUUGAGACACUCGGCGGCGCCGGGUUCGCCUCACAACGCACGGUCGGAAACGAACAAAUAUGGGACCUCAGCGGAUAUGACGGUAUUGAGCUACGCAUUGUUCCAUCGGACGGAAAACGAUACACUUUCUCCCUAGCAGACGAAAUCCCACAACGGCGGCCGAAUGAUCGCGAACAGAGCGCUCUUGUCUGGGAAUAUGAUUUUUGCCCGAGGGAGACAGGCCGCGAAGUUCGUAUGUCAUGGAAGGAUCUGAGACCGACAUAUCGGGGGAAGGCGGUAGAAGAUGCCCGGCCAUUGGACUUGUCGCACAUAAGGAGGUUUCGGAUCAUGAUGCGAAGUUUCUUUGGGAAUCAACAUGGUGAAUUUAGCCUAAAGGUUCAAUCGAUUGGAUUGUUUCGCAAGAGUUACGUUGAUACUCCUAAUAUCGCAAAAGAGUCAAUCUACUAUGGUGACGAGAAAGCAGAGCCGGUGAAAAGUCGACGGGAUAGAAGGUGGUUUUUGAGUUGGUGCCCAUCGUUCUAA